AGAACAGAGCCAGCGCUGAAGCAAGGAGCAUCGUCACACAAUAACGUUAUACUAUCUCUUAAAAUGGCUUUGGGCAGCGAAAAUCACUCUGUUUUCAACGACGACGAGGAGUCAUCUUCGGCCUUUAAUGGACCCUCUGUUAUCCGGAGAAAUGCCCGGGAACGCAACCGCGUAAAGCAGGUCAACAAUGGCUUCAGCCAACUACGACAACAUAUCCCUGCGGCCGUAAUAGCCGAUUUAAGCAAUGGUCGCCGGGGAAUUGGUCCCGGCGCCAAUAAAAAACUGAGCAAAGUUAGCACACUGAAAAUGGCAGUAGAGUACAUACGGCGCUUGCAGAAAGUUCUUCAUGAAAACGACCAGCAGAAACAGAAACAGUUGCAUUUGCAGCAGCAACAUUUGCACUUUCAGCAGCAGCAACAGCAUCAACACUUAUACGCCUGGCACCAAGAGUUGCAGUUGCAAUCUCCAACUGGCAGCACAAGUUCCUGCAACAGCAUUAGCUCUUAUUGCAAGCCAGCAACAUCGACGAUUCCGGGAGCAACACCUCCUAACAAUUUUCAUACCAAGUUGGAAGCCAGUUUUGAAGACUACCGUAACAAUUCCUGCAGUUCUGGUACUGAAGAUGAGGACAUCCUCGACUAUAUAUCACUCUGGCAGGACGACCUGUAAAAAAACAGAUCAAAUCUUCAGCUAUUGCUAGUCGCACCCAACCAUAACACACAUCAAACCAUUGAUUGGCCAACAAGUAUUACCUCAGCCACAAAGUAUUUAUAUUCCCUAGAACUACCUUUUUGCCUUAUAAAUUAGUAUUUAAGGUUUUAUAUAGUUUCUAAGGAUAGUUUCUAAUGGAAGACAAUUUAUAUUUAAGUUUUUUUUUAUAGCAUACAUUGAGGACAUUAAACUGAUAUAUAUAAAAU
Drosophila melanogaster (fruit fly) is the source of this 917-nucleotide messenger RNA. RefSeq names its product achaete (gene ac). Gene Ontology annotation, biological process: regulation of transcription by RNA polymerase II; regulation of gene expression. The transcript has a single exon. The record is from RefSeq and is marked reviewed. Gene Ontology annotation, molecular function: protein dimerization activity; DNA-binding transcription factor activity. NCBI's taxonomy places the organism in Eukaryota, Metazoa, Arthropoda, Insecta, Diptera, Drosophilidae. Bases 64 to 669 code for a protein of 201 amino acids.